This is a messenger RNA of Syngnathoides biaculeatus (alligator pipefish), 3857 nucleotides long. It is a transcript of the gene ryk, whose product is annotated as receptor like tyrosine kinase. The record is from RefSeq and is a predicted model, not a curated record. Gene Ontology annotation, cellular component: signaling receptor complex. The transcript is spliced from 16 exons. Gene Ontology annotation, molecular function: protein kinase activity; ATP binding. NCBI's taxonomy places the organism in Eukaryota, Metazoa, Chordata, Actinopteri, Syngnathiformes, Syngnathidae. The coding region runs from base 434 to 2353 and encodes 639 amino acids. Gene Ontology annotation, biological process: cell surface receptor protein tyrosine kinase signaling pathway; positive regulation of kinase activity; protein phosphorylation.
CCCCGCGGCUCCCUGCGCGCUCUGCCUGAGAAAAGUGAGCUAGUGGCGGACCGGAGGCGGGGAGGGAGUUGGUACGACCGUGGAGGGAGAAAACGGACCAUCUCGGCCCCAAUUCGGAACACUUUUAUUGACUUUCGCCGGCCGCGGAAGGCGAAAUGUGCCCGUUCUAGAGGUUUGCUGUGAUGCGCGGCGGGUGGGAAAGUCGGAAAUAUCCCAAGUUGGAGCCCGCAGACUGGCUGAAAAGUUAGCCAAAUUAGCUCGCGUCGGCUAAAUUAGCCCGUCGAGGACAAAAACAGGCCCGCCGGGGGGAACGAGCGAGGCGGCCGAGAGUGAGGAGGAAUGUCGCGCCCCGGGAUUCGGAAGUUCACCUACGGAUGAGAAGAAGGAGACCCGGGAACGCGGACGACUACUUGCGAGCCAGGGGACCGCUGCCAUGUUGGGGUGGCUGCCGCUGCUCGGCUCCGGCGGCCCGUCCGAGCACCGGGGGUGCCUGAGCUCGGCGGUGCCGCCGCGGCGGCGGGCGCUCGGGAGCGCCUUCCUCAGGCUGCUGCUGCUGCUGGAAGCGGCCCUCGACCUCGCCGUUUCGGGGCUCGACGGCGACAGCGGCGGCAACAACCGCAGCGUCAACAUAUACAUGAGCGUGGACGAGCUCAACAGGCUGCUGGGUCUGGACGCAGAGCUUUAUUACGUCCGUGACGACGUGGUGAACCACAACGCCAUGUCCUUCACCAUGCCCGUGCCCAGCGAAACCAACAGCCUCCACUUCACCUGGCACUCCAAGUCCAAGGUGGACUACCGCUUGGGGUUCCACGUGGAGAACCCUCCUGCCAUGAACACACCGCGGAGCAACAUCUCCAGCCAGGGCGAGCUUCCCCGCGUUCCCUCCGUUUUUCGAGUGGACCUUUUCUGUUCGGGCAAGGUGGACGGCGAGGCCGUCGUGACGGUGCAGCUCAAUUUGACCUUGCACGGCAACAACUACACAGUGCUGAACUUCAAGAGGAGGAAAAUGUGCUACAAAAGAAUAGAUUCCGACCCAAACAUUCCAUUUCCUUUCAACAACCACACCCUCCACACGGCUCAGCAGCCCGACUUGGACGGCGUGACUGCGCCCACCACCUCCACCCAAGUGUUCUACAUCAGCGUGAGCGUCUGCUGCAUCGUCAUCUUCCUGGUGGCCAUCAUUCUGGCCAUCCUGCACCUGCACAGCAUGAAGAGAUUGGAGGUGGAGGACAGCGUGAGCGACAGUGGAAGCUCGCAGGGGCUUUCUCAGCCUUCCACGCAGACCACGCAGUACCUUCGGGCUGACACACCGAACAACGUGGCCCCCGUGUCCAACAACCACCCCGGUUCCGCACCCAUUCUCCAGCUCGCCACCUCCUCCUUCCAAAACACCGGCGCCCCCCCUCACGAAACCAAAAGCUUCCCAUCGCUACGCAUCGAGAAGAAUGACCUGAGGAGCGUGACCCUCAUGGAGGCCAAGGCCAAAGUCAAAGACAUCGCCAUCUCGCGGGAGAGGGUCACACUCCGGGAUGUCCUGCAUGAAGGGACCUUUGGCCGCAUCUUCCACGGCGUGCUGCUGGACGAAAAGGACCCCGCCAAGGAAAAGCCGGUCUUUGUGAAGACUGUGAAAGAUCACUCAUCAGAGGUCCAGGUGACCAUGAUGUUGACCGAAAGCUGCAAGCUUCGUGGCCUCCAUCACAGAAACCUGCUACCCAUCAGCCACGUGUGCACGGAAGAGGGCGAGAAACCGAUGGUGCUGCUGCCCUUCAUGGCCUGGGGCAACUUGAAGCUGUUCCUGCGCCAGUGCAAGCUCGCCGAGGCGAACAACCCGCAGGCUAUCUCACAGCAAGACCUGGUCUACAUGGCCAUCCAGAUCGCGUGCGGAAUGAGCUACCUGGCCCGCCGCGAGGUCAUCCACAAAGACCUCGCUGCCAGGAACUGCGUCAUCGACGACAACAUGCAGGUGAAGAUCACGGACAACGCCCUGGCCCGCGAUCUGUUCCCCAUGGACUACCACUGCCUGGGGGACAACGAGAACCGGCCCGUGCGCUGGAUGGCCCUGGAGAGCUUGCUCGACAACGACUUUUCUAGUGCCAGCGAUGUGUGGGCUUUCGGCGUGACGCUGUGGGAGCUGAUGACUCUGGGCCAGACGCCGUACGUGGACAUCGACCCCUUCGAGAUGUCGGCCUACCUGAAGGACGGAUACAGGAUAGCGCAGCCGAUCAACUGUCCCGACGAACUGUUCGCCGUCAUGGCGUGCUGCUGGGCUCUGGACCCCGAGGAGAGACCGAAGUUCCAGCAGCUGGUCCAGUGCCUCACCGAGUUUCACGCCGCCUUGGGGGCUUACGUGUGAAAGCCUCGCCGAUCCGACUCGUGCCUUACCAAAGAAAACCAAACGGAGGCUUGUGACUUUUUUUUUUUUCAUUUUUGUACAGUUAUUAGCUUUUUACAUCAUAGCAAGUAUUUUUCCAUAGAAUGUUUUUUUUUUUUUUUUCCACUUGAGGACUCUCCCGUUGGGGAAUUUUUUCCACUGACAUUGACGUGUCGUGUUUUAAAGGCACUUCAGCGUUAGCUUCACUUGUGUAUGUACAGUACUGUAACGCCGUUAAGAUGCAACUAGGCCGGUACGACAGCGAGAAACCUUUGCCGAAUUUUCUUCUGCUUCCGUCAUCAACAUUCAACAUCUGACUGCCGCACUGGGGACUCGGGGCGGGGACAAAUUCAACACGGCGACCCUCAGGGUUUAGUGUCGAGGCACCGUCUGUUUGCACGGUUAUUCCGCAGUUUUGUGAAAGACCGUUCCAAAAAAAAAGCCACAUAAAAGUCGGCAUUAUUUCGACUUUUUCCGUGUCGGGAGGUAGUGACAGAGGCGGGACGCCAACCGUGUAAAAGAUCCUUCUGCAGUGUCAAACGAAGGCCGUUGAAAUGUAAAAUGUUUUUCUGACAUCGAAUGGGGACAACAAGAGUCACCUGAAUUUUCACUUUUCUGGAGAUUGCAUCAGUGACGGACGGGAUGCCGUAAAUUUGCACGACUAGUUUGUUGGGUUCUCUAAAAAAUAUUGGGACACACCUUGAAACUUUUUACCAGAAUCUGCGUUUUAUAUAACACAGGGGUGUCAAACUCGUUUUGUCGUGCACCGCAUUGUACUUGCGGUUUUCCUCAAUGGGCCGUUAUGGCUGUGAAACGAUAAAAAUCUUUAACCGCCCAAUCAUAUUUACACACGAAAUUUAUGAACUAGUUUUGGAAUCAGUAAUCAAGGGUAACGGGUUUUUCCAACUAUUGUUUGGUAACACAAAAAAUGUUUGUAAUAUCUCAACGUUAUCAUUUAUGAUAGGACAAUUAGAGAUUUUGGUCCAGGCUUGAACAAAAAAAAAAAAAAAAUCUGGGAAGUUGAUACACGUGAUUUGCCCCCGCGGGCCACAUAAAAUCAUGCGGCGGGCCGGAUCUCGCCCCCCGGGCCUUGAGUUUGACACCUCGGAUGUAACCCAUUGACUGUUUAAGAAAAAAAAAAAUCACUGGGACGAAAUAAUUGUACACCUUCAGAGGUAGUAGCGGAGCCCUCACAGACAGAUUACGGUUUUACUCAAUGGUGGGACAAUAAUGUGUGUUUGUGUGCAUUUAGUUUGCAGGGUUCUGUGUGAAAACGUGCAGAAAAAUUCCGGAUUUCCCGUUACGGCUCUGAUGCGGGUUACUAGGCAGGACGUCUCCAUGGAAGAGGUCGUUGCCGGUAAAAGCUAGGAUUUUUUUCCCCCAUGUCGCAGUUCCGUGACGGUUGACCAAGCAAUAUUCCGCCUUCGGGGGUAGUAGUCAGAGCCACAGCGGAUGUGACGGCAUUAAUUUGAUAAGUUCUGUGUAC